AUGUCCAGGCCAGCAUGUGCGAGACUCCAAGUGGCGAUGAACACUAAGGACAGGAGUCUAAUCCUGGACAAUACGUGUUUUCAAACAACGAAUCCAAGCACAGUUCGGAUGGUCGAAAAGCAGCGUCUACAUCAAUGGUAUUUAUUCCAAAAUCCAAGGCGACCUGGCCUGGGAACCGGCUGUCAAAAAUAUCGACAGAACCGACUAUUUUUCCCAGGCCAGUCACCGAAUUCAUUCUACUUCCUCAGCCACUACUUGCACACGACUGCCAACGUCAUGGUCAAUGACAGCAAUGUCAUUCUACUCGGCGUGGGUGCUUUGACAUUAUGUUUCAUUGAAAAUGUUAGAGUAGAUGCGGCUGGCACAAUUUACGACCAUCUUUUGGCGGCCAAGACUUUAUUGGUCAAGAUACUUGCAGACUCGAGGAUUCUCAUAACGACAGACUUGAGAUGCUUCAUAAUCGAGUACUACAUUUAUACGGCCACAUUGAGCAUGAUAUCUACCGAUGUCAGGGUCAGCAACCAAAACCUUCUCACCGACGAACUGAUACAUCAUGCAGAGAGCCUUGUUGAGGCACAAUACAUUGGCAAUAUGUGCGGUUGCUGGUUAGAAUUGCUUCUUGUCAUACCAUCCAUUUUCGAUUUGGGCCGACGAUGGCUCACAAACGGCGUGGAAGCCCUGAACAUGGACGAUAUGACACAGUUCGCUGUGAUACAACACAAAGUUCUUCAAUGGAAGCCAAAUCCUUCUGUUCAAUCUGACGUGACUUUACUUGGUUUAAUAUACCAACAAGCUAUAUUAUUAUAUUUGUAUACUGUCCCCAGCUCUAGUCAACACAGAAAAUUUGUAGGGGUGAUUGGAAGCACGAUUGAUAAGGCCAUGGGAUACAUGCGUGAGCUAUCUCCCGCAGCUCCCGUUAAUACAAAUAUGUGCUGGCCCAUUGCAAUCAUUGGAUCGCUUACGACGGACUUUGAACAGCAGCAGGAAAUAAAGAAUUACCUGGUAGCCAUGAACGCGACGCUGGGAUUUGGGAAUAUAUUGCAAGUCCUGGGUAUUUUGGAGGAAAUGUGGCAACACCAAGGUGAGCAAAUUGGGCCUUGGGAUAUUUGCACUGCAAUGCAGACCCUGCAAACCUGGAUAUCCUUUUCAUAA
Talaromyces atroroseus is the source of this 1152-nucleotide messenger RNA. RefSeq lists its product as hypothetical. Gene Ontology annotation, cellular component: nucleus. NCBI's taxonomy places the organism in Eukaryota, Fungi, Ascomycota, Eurotiomycetes, Eurotiales, Trichocomaceae. Gene Ontology annotation, biological process: positive regulation of transcription by RNA polymerase II. Gene Ontology annotation, molecular function: DNA-binding transcription factor activity; transcription cis-regulatory region binding. The record is from RefSeq and is a predicted model, not a curated record. The transcript is spliced from 3 exons. Bases 1 to 1152 code for a protein of 383 amino acids.